This is a messenger RNA of Hemicordylus capensis (graceful crag lizard), 2755 nucleotides long. RefSeq names its product zinc finger and BTB domain containing 26 (gene ZBTB26). The transcript has 2 exons. Gene Ontology annotation, biological process: regulation of transcription by RNA polymerase II. The record is from RefSeq and is a predicted model, not a curated record. Gene Ontology annotation, cellular component: nucleus. Lineage: Eukaryota; Metazoa; Chordata; Lepidosauria; Squamata; Cordylidae. Gene Ontology annotation, molecular function: DNA-binding transcription factor activity, RNA polymerase II-specific; RNA polymerase II cis-regulatory region sequence-specific DNA binding; protein binding. Bases 201 to 1577 code for a protein of 458 amino acids.
GCCCGCUCCCGGACGGCGGGGAAGGGAGAAGGAGCUGCACCCGGAAGCGGAGCGGCACUUCCGGUCAGGGGGCGGCGGUGGUGGCGGCGCCGCUCCCCCGGCCCACCCGCGCUCCCCGUGUCCGCCCCCCCGGGCUGGCCCCGAAGCUGCCCCCGCCUCGCCGCUGCCGCCGCCCGGGGGAGGCCAGGAGGUCUGCCAAAAUGACUGAGCGAUCCGAUAUCCUCCACUUCCAAUUCGACAACUACGGCGACUCGAUGCUGCAGAAAAUGGACAAGCUGAGAGAAGAGAACAAGUUCUGUGACGUAACGGUCCGCAUCGACGACCUCGAGGUCCACGGCCACAAGAUCGUCUUUGCCGCCGGCUCACCCUUCUUGCGGGAUCAGUUUCUGCUGAAUGACUCCAGGGAAGUGAAGAUCUCUAUCCUGCAGAGUUCAGAAGUGGGGAGGCAGCUGCUCCUCUCGUGCUACAGCGGCGUCUUGGAGUUCCCUGAGAUGGAGCUGGUGAACUACCUGACUGCUGCUAGCUUCCUCCAGAUGAGUCACAUUGUAGAGCGCUGCACGCAGGCCCUGUGGAAGUUUAUCCGGCCCAAGCAGCAGCUUGAGAACAAAGAGGACGGUGGGCGGCAGACAAACACUUCAGAACCAAAGGAGCAUCAAGGGGCAGGGAGGCCGGAGAAAGAGGAGGAGGAAGAGGAAGAAGAAGAGGAGGAGGAGGAGGAGGAGGAAGAUUCUUUGCAGCCAGACUCUCCUCCUUGUAUCCAGCCCUCAGAGGACAGCCUGGACAUGGACGACGGCGACAUUCAGAUCGUGAAGGUGGAGUCCAUCGGGGAGGUGGCGGAAGUCCGGAGGAAAAAGGAGCAGAGCCCAUUUAUCUCUUCCGAGCAAAGCGGGCUCCCGGAGCCGCAGCACUCCCUCAUCAACUCCACGGUGGAGAACCGCGUGGGCGAGCUGGAGCAGAGCCAGCUCCACAACUACGCCCUCUCGUACGCCGGAGGCGACAGCCUUGUCAUGGCUCCCAAAGACAUGUUUGGCCCCGGCCCCCGGGGGGUGGACAAGGGCUUACAGUGGCACCACCAGUGCCCCAAGUGCACGCGGGUCUUCCGGCACCUGGAGAACUACGCCAACCACUUGAAGAUGCACAAGCUCUUCAUGUGCCUGCUGUGCGGCAAGACCUUCACGCAGAAGGGGAACCUCCACCGGCACAUGCGGGUCCACGCCGGCAUCAAGCCCUUCCAGUGCAAGAUCUGCGGGAAGACCUUCUCCCAGAAGUGCUCCUUGCAGGACCACCUCAAUCUGCACAGCGGCGACAAGCCCCACAAGUGCAACUACUGCGACAUGGUCUUCGCCCACAAGCCCGUCCUGAGGAAGCACCUCAAGCAGCUGCAUGGCAAGAACAGCUUCGACAACGCCAACGAGCGCAACGUCCAGGACAUCGCGGUGGAUUUCGACUCCUUCAGCUGCAGCUCCGGGACGGACUCCAAAGGGGGCCAGCAAGCCGACACCAGCCAGGUACUGGACGCGGGGAAACUGGCGCAGGCCGUGCUCAGCUUACGGAGCGAAAGCGCCUGCGUGAACUAAGCCCGGGGGUGGAGGGGGGGGCACCUCUUUCUGGGCACUGGAGCAGGAAGAACGGGAAAGAGCUGUGUGGGGCCUCUUCCUUGGGCUGUGCUGCAGGAGAAACUGCGGCAGGCCUUCAGCCCCCAUCCUAGAGUGACUGGAUGUGUUCUGUGAGCCCAAGCCUCCGGGACCCUCAUGCAGAAAGGCCACAGUGGGUGCAGAGGCCUGCCUCUUGUCUGUGCUCUGCGGAACGGCCUCCGCUAAGCCCCUUUUCAGAGAGCUGCUGGGGUGCGUGCAGCUAAGCGAAAGGGAAUCCAGACGCCCCGCCAGGGAUGAGUUUUUAAGCUAAAAAAGACUUCUGAGUUCUCGAGAAAAAGCACUGGAUAAUUGUAAGCUCUUAAUGUUUGAUCACGCCUCUGUGGGUUUGUUUUUAAUGUGUCUGUUUGGAAAGCAAGAGGUACUUGCCUUCAGUUCUUCUUACCCUGAAGUGGAAUCGGCCUCCUGUCGUGUUUGACCCCAGUGAGUGGAGCCCCUUGACCCCUUUGUACUCUUAAGGCUGCUGCUUGGGGGGGGGCAGGGGGGGCAGAAAGAGGGUGCUUGCAGCGGAGGAGUCCCCCUCUUUCCUCCCCUCCCCUGUCAUGUCCGACACUCACCAUUGUGGUUUGCUCCAGCGGACUUCCCACCCCACCCAGUCCCAGCCUGUGUGGAAACUGUGUCAUUAGACUAGAAAGGUUAGAAGUUGCAUGUCCCCGUGGACUUUCCCCGGCUCUUGUCUCUGGCCCUCUUCCCACACUGUCUCUGGGAGGGCAUCUGGCUGCCGCCUCCAGAUCUCGCUCCCACACUCGACCCUUCAGAGAGAUCUUCUCUGAGCCACUCUAGCCAUCUCUCUCAGCUCGCUCAUCACUCAAGUCUCCCAUUCUCUCCCCGAAUCCCCUGGCCCUCUUGUCACGUGGGUUGUAAGCCCUCUGGCCUGGCCCCAUCGUGGGUGGGGGUGGUGGAAUCCUGUUGCCACUACAGAAAUGAUAGUGCAGUGGCGGGGGGGGGGGUCCUUGCCCAAGCCGGGGAGGCACGUUGGCACCCUUGCAGGGCCAUGGACUCCCAGGCAGUUAGGAUGCUGGGAUGUGGCUCCUCACCCCAGGCUCACCUUCCAGAUCACUCGUGUAUGUAAUAAAAAUGGAGAGAAGAACUCCUGAGCAGUC